AUGAAGAUGUUUAGUGCAGCUAUGAAAAACUACGGGAAGCUAGUUUCGAGGACUCAUAGAAGACUAGUCCAUAAUGUCAUAGGUAUAGAUUUGGGUACCACCAAUUCAGCUGUUGCAGUGCUAGAGGGCAGUGAAGUCAAAAUCUUAGAAAACGAAGAAGGUGGUAGAACUACUCCUUCGGUGGUGGCCUUCAAUGGAGAUGACAAACCAUUGGUAGGCUUACCUGCAAAAAGGCAAGCAAUCAUCAACCCCCAAAAUACUUUCUUUGCAACCAAAAGAUUGAUAGGAAGAAAAUAUACUGAUACUGAAGUGCAAAAUGAUUUGAGUAAUGUUCCCUUCAAAAUCAUUCCCAAUGAAAACGGGGAUGCGUGGGUUUCCACAACAGACAACAAGAAGUUCUCACCUUCACAUAUAAGUGGGAAUAUCCUCAGCAAAAUGAAAGAAAUUGCUGAUUCUUAUUUUCAUGACCCUGUCAAACACGCUGUGGUCACAGUACCAGCUUACUUUAACGAUUCUCAGAGGCAAGCCACAAAAGCAGCUGGCAAGAUAGCAGGUUUAGAUGUGCUAAGAGUCAUAAACGAACCUACUGCGGCUGCACUUGCUUAUGGUAUAGACAAGAAACAAAAAGACGGGAUUGUAGCUGUUUUUGAUUUAGGUGGUGGAACUUUUGACAUCUCAAUUUUGGAUAUUGAAGAUGGUGUCUUCGAGGUGAGAGCAACCAAUGGGAAUACUCAUUUGGGUGGUGAAGAUUUUGAUAUCUUGUUGUUGAAUUAUAUUUUGGAUGGUUUCAAAGCACAGUACGGGAUCGAUAUACUGACUGACCGUUUAGCUGUUCAAAGAAUUAGAGAGGCAGCUGAAAAGUGCAAAAUUGAAUUAUCUCAUGUGAAACAGUCGGAAAUCAGUAUUCCUUUCAUAAAGGAGGAUAAACACAUCAACUUCACUUUGACGGAAGAUGAACUUGACAAUAUGUCAUUACAUUUGAUUAAUAAAACUAUCGAUCCUGUGAAAAAGUGCAUCAGAGACGCAGGAUUGAAAGUCAAAGAUAUUGACGAAGUGAUUCUAGUUGGGGGAAUGACAAGGAUGCCCAAAAUCAGAAAAGUGGUAGAGGAUUUAUUCAAGAAAACACCUAACACCCAGGUCAAUCCUGAUGAAGCUGUUGCUAUGGGGGCUGCUAUUCAAGGUGCUGUUUUGUCAGGGCAAAUAAAGGACGUUGUUCUUUUGGAUGUCACACCACUUUCUUUGGGUAUAGAAACCUAUGGUGGUAUAUUCAGUCCAUUGAUCCCUAGAAACACUGCCAUUCCUGUCAAGAAAGAGCAAGAAUUUUCUACAGCUGUGGAUGGGCAAACUGGGGUGGAAAUUAGAGUCUUCCAAGGUGAGAGAUCUCUCGUCAAAGAUAAUAAGCUAAUUGGACAUUUUUUAUUGAAAGAUAUACCUGUAAGCCCUAAAGGUGUGCCACAGAUAGGGGUGGAAUUUGAAAUCGAUGCAGAUGGGAUCAUUCAUGUAGCUGCAACCGACAAAACAAAAUACCCUGAAGACCUGCCUCAUUACGGAAAGGAGAAUAAGGUAUCAAUAACUGUUGCCGGUGAAAUCGGAUUGUCUGAAGAGGAAAUCGAACGAUUAAUCAGGGAAAGUAAAGAGAAUGCCAAAAGAGACCAAGAAUUGAAACAGCAUAUUGAAAAUGCUACAAGAGCCGAUAUAGUUUGUGCAGAUACUGAUAAUGUCAUUUCUCAAUUUGGAAAACUCAUGGAAGAACAAGAAAUACAAAUCAUACAAGAGAAAUUGAAAUCUUUGAGAAACAAAAUCAACGACAUAAGAGACCGCGGAAUCAUUCAUGACCCUCAGGGUAUACGUGAUGAAGUUGACGAAAUGCAAAAAAUAUGUAUGGGAGCCAUCCAGAAAGUAGCUGUAAAGCAACAACAAUUGAAAGGAAAGUAA
This is a messenger RNA of Yamadazyma jaroonii, 1935 nucleotides long. The record is from the annotation of a GenBank genome assembly. Lineage: Eukaryota; Fungi; Ascomycota; Pichiomycetes; Serinales; Debaryomycetaceae.